AUGGAGGUAGCUACCACUAUUUGUUUUACAUUUCUUGGUGAAAUUAUCACUGUGUCUAAUUCAUCAUCGUCGUCUGAUUCAUCUGUAUUCUCGAUAUACGAAAUAACGGCAUUGGUACUCGAAGAGAUAAACUUCUAA
This is a messenger RNA of Entrophospora sp. SA101, 138 nucleotides long. NCBI's taxonomy places the organism in Eukaryota, Fungi, Glomeromycota, Glomeromycetes, Entrophosporales, Entrophosporaceae. The record is from the annotation of a GenBank genome assembly.